CAAUUUCAAAGUUAACAUAUUUUUCUUUGGGCAAAUUUAUAUUAAUUUAUUAUGGCUACUAUUAGAUAUGAAUUUGUUUAUGCUGCAAUUCAAAAAGCUGAUACAUUAAUAGAUCCUAACAUUUGCAAUAACUUAACGAAACGAUAUGAAUUUAUAAAACAAAAAAUUCUUGAAAAUGAAUCUCUUACAAAAGAUGAAAAAUGGAAAGCAAAAAAAAUAAUAGAACAAGAUCAUGAUUAUAUUAAAGUUAUAUCUAAUGAAGGAAAAAAAAGAUUAUGUGAAAAUUGUGCUUUAGAGUGUUUGGCUACACUAUAUUGUGAACAUUGUGUUCGAACCUAUUUAAAAAAUAAUUUUUCAAACUGGACUUCUGGAAAUAGUGAUAUUAAUUAUCUAAUACAAGUAUUACAGAAAGAAUCAUUACAUCCAGAUAAUAUAGUUGAAUGGAUACCAUACAAUAAUUUACAAGAUAUUAAAUAUAUAACUAAAGGUGGAUGUUCUGAGAUUUAUUCAGCAAUUUGGAUCGGUGGACAUUAUAUUGAAUGGAAUUCUAAGGAGCAACAAUUAAAAAGAUCAUCAGGAACUUUUAAAGUAAUACUUAAAAAAUUGGAAAAUGUUGAAAAUGCUAAUAGAAGUUGGUUUGAUGAGGCAAUAUCACAUUUAGCGUUAAGUAACAAAUUUCCUAGCGUUGUCAAUUGUUAUGGUUUAACUCAAGAUCCAACGAAUGGAGAUUAUAUGCUUGUAAUGCAAUUAUUGGAUAAAGAUUUAAGAAAAUAUUUACAGUAUCAACAUACAUGGGAAGAAAAAAUAAAUAUAGUUGUUAAGAUUAUUUCUGCACUUUAUAACAUUCAUUUUUAUGAAGCGGUACAUCGAGAUUUACAUUCUGGAAAUAUUUUAUAUUCACGAUAUAAUGGUUCUUGGUAUGUAAGUGAUUUUGGAUUUUGUGGGCCCGCUGAUAAACCAUUAAAAAGUAUAUAUGGAAAUCUUCCUUAUAUAGCCCCUGAAGUUAUAAUUGGAAAAGAAUAUACUUUUGCAUCUGAUAUUUAUAGUUUUGGUAUACUUAUGUGGGAAAUUUCAUCAGGACAAGCACCCUUUAAUAAUUAUGAACAUGAUUAUGAUCUUGCGAUGAAAAUUGUUAAUGGUAUGAGACCAAAAAUUAGAACAGAAAUUCCAUCAAAAUAUAAAGAACUAAUGAAACAAUGUUGGGAUGCUGACCCAUUAAGAAGACCUGAUGCAAAUACUCUUAAUGUAGAAAUUCAAAAAAUGAUGAAAGAUAUUUGCAAUAAUGAUAAUGCAAAUGAAUUUAAUACUUUAGAAUAUAAUAAUUCAUCUCAAAUCUCUAGUUCAAGUUCGAAUUUAAGUUCAAGUUCUACGUUAUCAACUAGUAAACUUUAUCAAUUUGAAAAUUUACCAGAACCAAGAAACGCAACUGAAGAAGAACAAGAAGCAUUUCAUAGCCAACCUUACGAUUUCGAGAUACCUAAUAAUAUCGAAGAUCUUGAUUCGUCUAAAGAUCAAGAGGAACUUAUUAAGGAUCUAAAUAGAUUAGAAUUAGAUAAGUAAAUUCUUGUAGUUUCAUUUAUAGCAAUAUUCACAUAAAUAUGAUUUUUUUGUGAUGCUUCCGCCCCUAGCUAACAUUAUUAAGGUUAUACAACGGGUGAGAAGUACUAGUGUGUUAUAGAUCCAUUAAAUAUCAUAUUAAAACCGUUAGUUUUAUUAUUUUGUGUAUUAUUCUUUGAGAAUUUUAUUUGUUAAGUUCGUCAAUAUCGUGACACCAUUGAGAAAUAGAGAUUGAUGGAGAAAUCUUCUACUUCUUGAAUUCAUACGAUUUAAUAUUUGUGUGGUUAUUUUAUAGAUAAUUCAGCUAAUUGGUUGAGAUUUUAAAGCAAUGUUUUAUAUUUUUUUUAUAUUUU
Messenger RNA from Rhizophagus irregularis DAOM 181602=DAOM 197198, 1910 nucleotides. Lineage: Eukaryota; Fungi; Glomeromycota; Glomeromycetes; Glomerales; Glomeraceae. The record is from RefSeq and is a predicted model, not a curated record.